Molecule: messenger RNA, 2910 nt
Organism: Cuscuta epithymum
Lineage: Eukaryota; Viridiplantae; Streptophyta; Magnoliopsida; Solanales; Convolvulaceae
Source: the annotation of a GenBank genome assembly
CAGCAACCAGCACUUCUUCGUACGAGUUUAUUAUAUAAAUCAAUCUCCUGCGUAAUAAAUUGGGUUGGGUAACCCGUUGCUUUUACAUCUUCACAACUCAUAUCAAACCGCGGUUUCGAGAAAAUAGGGAAAUUUCCCAACGGAGCCUCUUAAAACAAGCCGUGUUUUUUUGUGUAUCCGAAGAAGAAGAGGAAGAAAAGAUCCGUCUUUGCCUCUGUUCUUGAGAGAAAUGCUGUUCAAGAUCUGAAAUUUAGCAGCGCUGGGCUUUUCUGUUUGCGGAAGAAAGAAUGGGGAGCAAAUGGAGGAAGGCGAAGAUGGCUCUGGGAUUCAAUAUGUGUCUCUACGUCCCCAAAACGAAAGAUGAAGAGGAAGAAGCGCCGCCGGGAACGGUUCCGUCGGCUGCCGGCAGAGCUUCUGAUGCUAUUUCCCUCUCACCGGACCCGACCCAGAGCUUUGAUUCGCGGCUCGUCAUGCCGACUACCCCCACCCCCUCCUCCUCCGGCCUCCGGCUGUCCAAACACAGCUCUAGAUCUUCUAAGAAGAUGUGCACGAUAUGCUUGACAAGUAUGAAACCGGGACAAGGCCACGCCAUUUUCACUGCAGAAUGCUCACACUCCUUCCAUUUCCACUGCAUAACCUCCAAUGUGAAGCAUGGAAACCAGAUCUGUCCAGUUUGCAGAGCAAAAUGGAAGGAGAUCCCCUUCCAGACCUCUCCACCCCAUAAUUCCCCCCUGGAAAGAGCCAGGACCAAUCCUCCUCGUCCAUACUGGCCUCAGUAUAAUGCUUUGCUCACAUCUCUGAGACGCUCUUCUUCGCAACUUGGUUCGUCAAAUGCACAUAACUCGGCAGAACCAGCAGCUGUCUUUGAUGAUGAUGAACUUGUUGACCCUGAACCGUUAUUUUGUGCUGAUAGGGCUAAUGCUUCUCAUUCUGUGGGUGUGGUAGAAGUCAAGACAUAUCCAGAGAUAUCUGCCAUUUCAAAAUCGUCAGCUUACAAAGAUUUUGCCGUUCUGAUUCAUCUCAAAGCCCCACGGUCAGACGGGUACCUGAAUUCCAGGGGCGAGUAUAUGGGGACUCAAAAUUCCCGGGCCCCGGUUGAUCUUGUUACUGUUCUAGACGUUAGCGGCAGCAUGGCAGGUACGAAGCUGGCUUUACUAAAACGGGCAAUGGGUUUUGUCAUCCAACAUCUCGGCCCGUCCGAUAGGCUCUCAGUAAUUGCUUUCUCCUCAUCCGCCCGGCGCCUCUUUCCUCUUCUUAAGAUGACUGAUUCGGGCAGGCAAGAAGCGUUACAAGCGGUCAACUCGCUAAGUUGCAAUGGCGGAACCAACAUUGCAGAUGCCUUGGUAAAGGCUGCACAGGUCAUGACUAACCGAAGGUCAAAGAACCCAGUCAACAGUAUAAUACUGCUCUCUGACGGGCAGGACACGUACACUCUCAACAAUCCGUACGGAACAAAUACGGAAACGGGUUACAGGUCCUUACUCCCUGUCUUGAUGCGUCGUGGAUCAGGUCUUCAUAUUCCGGUCCACACGUUCGGGUUCGGGUCUGACCAUGAUGCCGUGGCCAUGCACUCUAUCUCAGAAUCUUCCGGAGGGACGUUUUCUUUCAUAGAGGCGGAAGGAGUGAUCCAAGAUGCUUUCGCUCAAUGCAUUGGCGGGCUUCUUAGCGUUGUGGUUCAGGAUCUACGGAUCGAAGUAGAAUGUGUGGACCCCACAUUGCAACUCGGAUCAAUAAAAUCUGGAAGCUACAACAACUCUUUGAAACUGGGCAAAAGAGGUGGCGUUAUAGAAGUUGGAGAUUUGUAUGCCGAAGAGGAAAGAGAUUUUGUUGUUAUGAUGGAUAUACCCACUGUUCAUGUAUCUACAAACGACCAUAUGAACCUCAUGAGUGUUAAGUGCGUGUACAAGGACCCAAUUUUAAAAAACAUGGUGAAGAUGGAUGAUGUUGCUGAUGUCACCAUCAGGCGUCCUAUCUCGGUUGAUCGGGAAGAAGUUUCCAUGGAGGUCGAUAAGCAGCGGAAUAGGCUUCGGGCAGCGGAAGCUAUGGAGGAAGCCAAAGCUGCGGCGGAUCGUGGCGAGUUGACAGCCGCGGUGGCUAUAGUAGAGCAUGCCCGGAAACAGCUUUCGGAAACUGUGUCUGCCAGAGCAGGAGAAGGACUGUGUGUCGGUUUGGAUGCUGAAUUGAGGGAAAUGCAAGAGAGGAUGGCCAAUCGCUCAACUUACGAAGCCUCAGGCCGGGCUUAUGUGUUGUCGGGAUUGAGUUCACACUCGUGGCAGAGGGCAACGGCCAGGGGGGACUCCACAGAGAGCACAAGUCUUGUGCUUGCUUACAAGACGCCUUAUAUGGUGCAAAUGAUUAACCGGUCCCAGAAUACAGCUUCGGGUAGUUCCCGACCGCCACUACGGCAAGCACGGUCCUUUCCUUCGCCUCCUCGACCACGUUGAUGCACCUGUUGGGCACAUAGUCUUGCAACACAUGAUUCUCAUUUGUUUUCUUUUCUUAAAAACUCCUCUUUCGCUAUUUUUGCUUUCUUUUAAUAUCUACAUAAGCGGAAUUUUGGAUGCAGCUGGUCAGUAGGAAAUGGUUCUUUGAUUUGGGGGGUAUAUUUUCAUGUUUUUCUUUGGGGAAGGUAAUUGGGAGGAGCCAGGGAUUUGAAAGCAUUGUACAUACAGAGAUAAAAUUCAUGCUUUUUUGUUGUCCCUUUUUUGUUUAUUGGAUGAUGAUGAUGAUGAUGGAGAUCUAAUUUUGGACUAAUAAUAGUACUUAGGGCAAAGGCGGUGUGUGGAGUAUUUAAUUUGUCGAUGUAUGAAAGUAUAUCUGUUCUUUUCACCAUUGGUUAACAUGUCAUAUGCUAGUGUCUAUUUUGUUAUAUUAUUUCUAGCCAAGUGGAUUUCCAUCAUUUGCAAUGGA